AUGUCUUACAACGAGGGUUACGGAGGCGGUGGUGGAGGCCGUGACGAAUAUGGCGGCGAUCGCCAAGGAGGCGGGUAUGGAGGCGGACGCGACGAGUAUGGAGGAGAGCCUCGCCGUGGCGGUCAAGAUUCAUACGGAGGUGGUGACAGCUACGGUGGAGGUCGUCAAGAAGGCGGGUACGGAGGAGAGCGUCGUCACGGAGGCGAAGACUCGUAUGGCGGCGGUGACAGUUAUGGAGGAGGCCGUCAAGAAGGCGGAUACGGAGGAGAGCGCCGUCAUGGAGGCGGAGACUCGUAUGGCGGCGGUGACAGCUACGGAGGAGGCCGUCAAGAAGGCGGAUACGGAGGAGAACGCCGUCAUGGAGGCGGAGAUUCGUAUGGCGGCGGUGACAGCUACGGAGGAGGCCGUCAGGAAGGACACGGAGGAGGCGGUGGUGGUGGUGGAUACGGCGGCGGUCGUCAAGAAGAUUCGUACGGCGGCUCGGGAGGUGGCGGAUACGGCCAUCAAUCUGACCACGGACGUCCAGAGGGAGCAUACUCAGAAGGCGGGCGUCAAGGUCAAGGCCAUGGCCAGUCCUCCGGCACUUCAUAUGGAGGUGGAGGGGCAUAUGGCGGAGCAUCGGACGAUUUGUCUGGCGCCGCGUCCCACGCAAGCCAACAUGCUGGUGACAGCGGAGACUCCAACAUGUUCGGCCAGGUCUUGGGCAUGCUGCAGGGUAAGCACCAGCAGGCACAAAACGAAGGCUUCGACGAACAAGAAGCCGUGAAGCACCACGAGGCCUACUACGGCGGAGGUGGAAGCGGCGGAGGACCAGCGACGUCGGGCGGCAUGGGAUCUGCGGCUGCUAUGCAAGCGCUCAAGAUGUCCAACCAGGGCGGAUCAAGCGGUGGCGGUGGCCAGAAUGCCUUCAUUGGUACUGCUAUGGGUCAGGCUGCUAAGCUCUUCGACCAGCAGUCGGCACAAGGCAAUGUGCAAUCCGGCGAGAGCAAGCAAUCCGCCGUUGCCUCGGCUGCUCAGAUGGCACUGAAGAUGUACAUGAAGAGCGAAAUGGGAGGCAGCGGUGGUGGCUCGAGUGGUGGCAUGGGCAGUCUGCUGAGCAUGGCCGGCAAGUUCAUGAAAUGA
Messenger RNA from Lecanosticta acicola, 1122 nucleotides. The record is from the annotation of a GenBank genome assembly. Lineage: Eukaryota; Fungi; Ascomycota; Dothideomycetes; Mycosphaerellales; Mycosphaerellaceae.